Molecule: messenger RNA, 708 nt
Organism: Volvox carteri f. nagariensis
Lineage: Eukaryota; Viridiplantae; Chlorophyta; Chlorophyceae; Chlamydomonadales; Volvocaceae
Exons: 6
Coding region: 1-708 (235 amino acids)
Source: RefSeq, a predicted model, not a curated record
AUGUCAAGGCGGCGCAAGACCCGGUUGUUAAAAAUCCGAAAGCAGCUCACGGCGGAGGCUGCAGCGGCGGAAACGGGGGGCUGGGCGGCAGCCAAAAAGCUGGAGGCGACGAAGGCCGCCUUGCAGGCGCUUCCAAUUCCUCCCGAAGAUUCGGGCGAGGCGGAGCUGGCGGCGGCGACAACGCCGGGGACAUCAUUCGAGGCAGCUUGCGCGACAAUGAAGGGGCUCUGCCACCGUGGUGUAUGCCUGGGCUACGGUGCCCUCAGACCCGACCUCGUGCCUCCGAACUUGACGGCUCGGCUGUCCCAGAUCUCGGAGAUAUUCCGGGCCUCAACCGCCGGAGAGCUUGCCAUGUUUCUGGAGCUUCUCCGCAUUAACCACCUGGUGCAGGCGGCUACCAAGCUGGGCCAGCACGGGGCGCUGCAUGAUACGCUGCACGAUGUCCUAGCACAGCUGUGGAAUUCCCUGUACGAGCAUGGCAUGGAACCAACCAAGAAGGCCGCGCAGGCUGCUGUACAGACAGCAGUGUCGUUGCGUGAGGGCCCGGCAGCGGCAGCGUUGCUGCUGCUUACCGCGCAGUACACCGCUGAACCUCUUGCUGGGACGGAGGCCCCGGCGGUGCUGGGCCUGCUUGAAGCAGAAAGUCCUGAGGUGGCCGCCAAGCUGCGGCAGCGGCUGCCCCAGCUUGGUAUUGCGAGUACAACGUGA